CCCGGAAGUGUCACGCGCGCGUGGCGGGUUUGUUUUGAAAAACGAGAGAAAAUCAGAACAAACAAAAAAAAACAUAGAACCCGAACCGAACAUGAACCGAACAUGAACCGAACAUGACCGAAACCGGAGCUCAGCUUUUCGCUCGUCUUGAGUCUCGUCGAAGUCUCCGGGACGUUGAGCCUCGUCUGUUUCCAGAAAAUGUCGGCCCUGAAAACGGUGAAGUCGUGGAACUCUUCGGACCUGAAGGCUCCGUUGUUGUUGUGUGUAGGUAAGUCGGAGUUGUUGUACCUGCUCGUGUGUCGUUGUGUUCUUCCGCGCUCGGCUGGAGGUCUGGAGCUCAGCGUCGUCUUCGUGGACACGGACUUCAGCCUGGACCUGCUCAGACUCGUCACCAUCCUGGACCACAAACUCCAGCACACAACAGCUCCCUGCGGUGCUGGCGGUCCGGACGAGGCGCUGCUCCGCUCGUGUUUGUCUCGGGUUCUGGUUCUUCACUGCUCUUCGUCGUCUCAGCUGCUCCUGACGCUUCACUUCCUGGAGACGUCGUUGGCCGCGCGGCCCGACCUGUCGCUCCUCCUCAUCGACAGCAUCUCCGCUUUCUAUUGGCUGGACCGAGCGGAGGGCGGGGCCAGCUACGCCAAACAGGAAGAGAAACUCAACAGGUGCUCGGAGCUGCUCGGACGACUGCUCAGGGAUUACAAGAUCACUGUGUUUGCCUCCUGCCACUCCAUUCGACAACACAGCAGCUCCGUGUCAUCCUCUGCACCCUCCUCUUCCUCUGCUCCUUCAUCUUCCUCUGCACCCUCCUCUUCCUCUGCUCCUUCUUCUUCCUCUGGUCCUUCUGCUUCUUCAUCUUUCUCUGCUCCUUCAUCCUCCUCCUCUUCUUCUUCCUCGUCUGUGGACCAGGACAGACCGUACCUGUGCCGGUCGUGGCAGAAGCUUGUGUCGCACCGUUUAACCUGCUCCAAGACUGAAACGGUCCUCAAAAUGGCCACCGGCGCCGCCCCGGGACCCGAGCGCCAGAAAGACACGAUCUUCACCGUCCACUGCUCGUCCAGAAACCGAGGCUCCAGAACCAACCGCUUCAUCAUCACAGACUCUGGAGUGGAGUUUAUAAAGGACUAAAGCAGAACUGAAGCAGAACUAGACCAGGACUAAACUUGGACUAAACUGGUCCAGGAGCCAGUGGUUUAAAAAGGGAGUUUCCUUUUAGCUGAAACAGUUUUUAUUCCUGUUUCUGUUGUUCCUGUAAAUAGAGUUAUAAAAGAGGCUUGUGUUCGUGGUGUUUUGGCGACUCCUGGUGGUCAGAGUGCAGACUGCAGGACUUCGAGCGUAAACAGAGAAAGAGAAAUUUGUGAAUUUGUUUUCACUUUUUAUGGAAUAUUUGACUUUUUCAUAAACGCUGCAAAAAUAAACCUGUUUUAUUUGAGUCGAGUUA
Molecule: messenger RNA, 1438 nt
Organism: Boleophthalmus pectinirostris (great blue-spotted mudskipper)
Lineage: Eukaryota; Metazoa; Chordata; Actinopteri; Gobiiformes; Gobiidae
Gene: xrcc2
Product: X-ray repair complementing defective repair in Chinese hamster cells 2
Exons: 6
Coding region: 199-1125 (308 amino acids)
Biological process (GO): double-strand break repair via homologous recombination; DNA strand invasion
Cellular component (GO): centrosome; replication fork; Rad51B-Rad51C-Rad51D-XRCC2 complex
Molecular function (GO): four-way junction DNA binding; ATP binding; ATP-dependent DNA damage sensor activity
Source: RefSeq, a predicted model, not a curated record